Molecule: messenger RNA, 1182 nt
Organism: Scedosporium apiospermum
Lineage: Eukaryota; Fungi; Ascomycota; Sordariomycetes; Microascales; Microascaceae
Product: Endochitinase 1
Exons: 3
Coding region: 1-1182 (393 amino acids)
Biological process (GO): carbohydrate metabolic process; chitin catabolic process
Cellular component (GO): extracellular region
Molecular function (GO): chitinase activity; chitin binding
Source: RefSeq, a predicted model, not a curated record
AUGGGAUACCGUACUGUCGCCUACUUCGUCAACUGGGCCAUUUAUGCCCGCUCGCACCGACCCCAGGACCUCCCCGCCGAGAACCUCACCCAUGUACUCUACGCAUUUGCCAACAUCAAGCCUGAUGGUGAAGUCCAUCUAACCGAUGCUUGGGCUGAUACCGACAUUCACUGGGACGGCGACUCGUGGAACGAUGUCGGUACCAACCUUUACGGAUGUUUCAAGCAGCUCAAUCUCUUGAAGAAGCGCCACCGCAACCUUAAGGUUCUACUUUCCAUCGGAGGCUGGACCUACUCCCCCAACUUCAAAGGACCUGCGAGCACCCCCGGAGGCCGCCAGAAGUUCGCCGAGACGGCUAUUGACCUUCUCAAGAACCUAGGCCUUGACGGCCUUGACAUUGACUGGGAGUACCCUGCAAAUGAAGCUGAGGCCGCAGACUAUGUUGAGCUCCUCCGGGUAUGCCGCCAGGCCUUGGAUGCCUACGGAAACAGCCUACCCACACCCUAUCAUUUCGAGUUGACCGUGGCGAGUCCAUGCGGAACUGAGCAUUACCAAAGGAUGGACCUCAAGGGCAUGGACCAGUAUCUGGACUUCUGGAACAUGAUGGCUUACGAUUACGCUGGCGCCUGGAACCCCGUUACGGCCCACCAAGCCAACCUCUACCACUGCGCGGAGAAGCCCGAGUCCACCCCAUUCUCCACACAGGCCGCCGUCGAUUACUAUGUCAACGCGGGCAUCCCCCCUAACAAGUUGGUCAUUGGAAUGCCGCUGUACGGCCGAUCCUUUGCAAACACCGACGGUGUCGGCCGGCCCUAUCAGGGUGUCGGCCCGGGCACCUGGGAGCAGGGUGCUCACGACUUCAAGAAGUUGCCCCUCGAUAGUGCCGAGGAAGUCGAUGAUCCUUCCGUUGGCGCGAGCUACUGCUUCGAUCCUAACACCCGCACUUUCGUUAGUUACGACACAGUGCCCAUGGCUAGGACGAAAGCGGAGUAUAUCAAGGAGCGGGGUCUUGGAGGUGCGAUGUGGUGGGAGAGCAGCGCCGACAAGUCGGGCGAUCAGAGUAUCAUUGGGAACGUGGCGGAUGCGUUUGGUAGUGGAGGCGGUUUGUUGACGGGUGAGAACUGCAUCACUUAUCCCCACUCCAAGUACGACAACUUGAGGAAUGGAUUUCCUGGCCAGUGA